Messenger RNA from Carassius carassius (crucian carp), 2604 nucleotides. Its product is annotated as cadherin-related family member 5-like. NCBI's taxonomy places the organism in Eukaryota, Metazoa, Chordata, Actinopteri, Cypriniformes, Cyprinidae. The transcript has 15 exons. Gene Ontology annotation, molecular function: calcium ion binding; cadherin binding. The record is from RefSeq and is a predicted model, not a curated record. Bases 494 to 2173 code for a protein of 559 amino acids. Gene Ontology annotation, biological process: adherens junction organization; multicellular organism development; calcium-dependent cell-cell adhesion. Gene Ontology annotation, cellular component: membrane; adherens junction; catenin complex.
UUUAGACAGCUCCUCGGACUGACAGCAAACAGGCCAACGCGCCCUCAGUCUGAAUUCUACAUCAUGAGGCAGCAGAUCAUGUGUAAUGACAAACUAUUAGCAUUUGCACACCUUGGACUGUAUUAGCGUCAGCGCCUGAGCUAAUGUUCUCAGUUUAACCUCCCUCUCAUCAGCCAGUGUUAUCCUGUCCUGAAAAUGCUGUCUAAGCCCUCGCUCUGCUGUGUGAGAGCUCUUAAUUCCCUCAUUGUGUCUCUUUCUCUCUCCCGCUCAGCAGCCCUGACUUAACUAGCCAGAGAAAUCUGUUGUGUUUUGCACUGUGGCUGCCCGCUGUUCCUUGUGGUGCAGGUUUCAGUCCCCCUCAGAGGACAGACAUGUGGCGAGGGACAAGAGCGGCUACCACAGGAAGUGACAGCAGGAUCCCCUGAGCUCAAGAACAAAGGAUAGCCACCAGCCGAUCAACGCAAGGAGACGUGAGCCCAGGGGAAUAUCGACCAUGUUGAUGCCAUGGAGAUUGUUCCUCUGCCAGAUGGCACUGAACAUAUUCUAUCACAUCGCAAAAGCCAGUUUGUGCCUUGGUGGUCAAGACAUAUUUGCCACGGUCAGAGAGAACAGUCUCACUGGAGAGUUCAUAGCCAACCUCAGUAUCAACGGAGACCCUGGAGCCAGUAGCAUCCGCUUGUGUCUGACUGGAGAAAACGCUGACUGGUUUUACCUUGAAGGCAGAACAAUCCGCCUCAACUCGUCGUUUUCAAGGAUCUUAGAUCGAGAGGUGCUGGGAUCAGUUCUGAUAGCUGCUUUGACAUGUUAUGAAGAUGAUAUAAUUAGGAGUCGAUAUCGAAUCAUGGUGGAAAUAUUGAAUGAAAAUGACAACAUGCCAUAUUUCCUUGAAGACACAAUUCAACCACGAUAUAUAAGUGAGUUGCUGAGUGUAAACUCGAUGGUGUUCACAGUAAAAGCUAGAGAUGGCGAUGGAGACACGAUCACUUAUAUGACCGACAAAUCUACAAAUCCAAGAGAGCAUUACCAGCACUGUGUGUCUCUCAUUCAGGCCGAUGCCAGCUAUUUUAGGAUUGAUCUGCCCAACAGCGGGAUGGUGAUCCUUGAUAAACCAUUGGACUAUGAGACUAAAAACCAGCUGCAGGUGGUCAUUUUUGCUGUGGAAACGAACACAAAAGAGAAGUACAGCACAACAGCUACAGUCACCGUGAAUGUUCUAGACGGUGAUGACCAGUAUCCUCAGUUUCAGCCAUGCGUACCAGUUUAUGAAGAUGGAGAUCAUAAUAUCUGCACCAACCCUGUGUACAGUGUUAACAUCACAGAGGCAGAUGAGGAUGCUGUGCUUUAUUUUUCUCCGGGUCCCAUUCAUGCUGAAGACGGAGACAAAGACAUACUGACUCCUCUAGUCUACAGUAUUUUGUCAGGUGAUGAUAAUGGCAGAUUUACAAUCGACUCUAAAACAGGAGAAAUCUCUCUCAGGCAACGUGUGGAAAACAGAUUCCUCACACCUUCAUUCAGACUCCGCAUAAUGGCUGCACAAAUGAACGACCCAAAGAAAUAUUCGGUGGCGAUGGUACUGGUGCAUGUGGUGUCGGAGAACCGGUUUCCUCCAAUCUUCAACAAAACCGUCUACAAAGGGUUCCUCACCGAGAGCUCCAGUCCUGCUACACUGGUCACUACCUACGGGAACCAAGUCCUGGUAGUCCAGGCCAUCGACAGGGACUUCAGAGAUGGAAUAAACCCAAAAAUCCAUUACACAAUGCAGCCUUUGAUAGGUAGCACCAAACUGUACCACAUUACUCAGGAUGGCAUUGUGAUUGCAAAGACAGACCGGCUCAGAGCGUUUGAUCGACACAUUCUGGAGGUGAUUGCAACAGAUGAGGAGUCAGGUGAGAUGGCCCAUGCUUCAGUGGAUAUUGAAGUGCUGCAGAGGGGACAACCAGUUCCCAGAAGUCUGUUCGGCGAGGAACAUCUGUUUGGAGAUAUGAACACAGGGAUGGCUGGCGGCAUCGCUGCUCUAGUUCUGAUAGUGGCUGUGACAUUACUAUGUCUCUUCCUCUGGCUGGCAAAGAGACGGAGAGAGAGACGGGAUCCAGCGGACAGGGGCGCGGUAGCUCUUGGGAAAAACCCGAAUGUGGAGGCAUCUUCACCCAUCUCUCAUCACCAAGUGUUGUAGGACUUCAGCAGCAGCAUCACAAUCAUAUUUAACUCUGUUUCUAAAGGCACAGGCAAGAUAUCUGUGCCAGGACUAAGAACAUUGUGAGAGACACAUGGAGGUGAACAUACACAUUUUUGAAGACAGCUGUUUUUGUGAUAUUUUGUGUUAUUGUUGAAUGUUUUGGUUUUGUGUGGAAGGACACAGUGGAACACAAUCCCAUGAGCCCUGGUCAUGGCAGCUAUAUAUGUCGAACUAUGCUUGCACUUUUGGAACUCAUCUUUUGUCAGAGAGAGUUAAGUUCAAAUAACACAUUCAUUUAUAAAGCCACUAUACUGUAAAAAAAAUAUUAGGUUGGUAGGAUUAAAAAUAAAAAUGUUUUUGAAAGAUGUCUCUAAUUCUCAAAAAGAUGGCAUUUGUUUGAUCAAAAUACAGUUUUCUAUUGCAUUGUA